UUGGCUGUUCUGCUUCUUGAAAUAAAUUUUGUUAGUUCUAUUUGUGACUACGCCGAAGUUAAUAGCGGAAUUGCGGAUCUCUUAAGACAAUUCGUACCUAUUUUGCGAAUUAUACCUUGUUCACGCUACUUAAGUACUGUGUUUUGUUUUCUGUGAGUGAACAUUUCAAUUAAACUUGUGAGAAUUUUUGCCAAAAAUAAUAGUAUGUGGUUUUAAUUUCACUAAUUGUUGAUUUAUAAAAGGACUGGAGCUGCUUAUGAAUAAUUAGUUUGCAUUCGUUUUCUACAUAAUUAAUUUAAUUAUAUUCAGGUGACAAGUGACUAUGGCAGAAGCCCAUUCUGCUGUUGCAUUUUCAUUCACUGUCACUCACGAAGGAUGGGAUGUGAACUUCGACAGAGAAGUACUUCACCUUAUCUGGCAGUCUGGAGUCAGAUCUUGGAAGAAACGUUUUGCGAGAGUUAAGAAUAGCAUUCAUAAUGGCGUUUAUCCAGGACAUUUGGAAAGUCUAUGGGUCGCUGUGGCCAUUGUAGUAUCCGUCCAUUUUUGUGGAUACAAAGUUCCAUAUGAUCUUGUAGAAAAGAUAUUACCUCUUUUGCCAGGGAGGACGCCUGUAUGGCAAGUGACGGGAUGCUCAAUUGCAGCCCUAAUACUUUGGUUAUGUAUAAUAUCCACCCUUCGUUAUACUCUUAAGUUGUUGUUAAUGUACAAAGGAUGGAUGUACGAGACAAGAGGGAAAGGGUCAAAAAUAUCUCUCAGUACAAAAUUGUGGUUGCUGGUUGUAAAAAUUUUUAGUGGUUAUCAUAAACCACGUUUGUACAGUUUUCAAGGGUCGCUCCCAAGACUACCUCUUCCGUCGCUGCACGAUACUAUGGCCAGGUACUUACGAAGUGUGCGACCCUUAUUGGACGAUGACAACUACCAUCGGAUGGAGCAGUUAGCGCGAGAAUUUGAAAAUGGUAUUGGUAAAAAACUCCAAUUCUAUUUGUGGUUGAAAUCCUGGUGGUCAACCAAUUAUGUUUCUGACUGGUGGGAAGAAUACGUCUACUUACGCAGUCGAUCUCCGUUAAUGAUCAAUUCGAAUUUUUACGGAAUCGACGCCAUAUUAAUGCACCCGACAACGAAUCAGGCUGCAAGAGCUGCUUCUGCUAUUUACUCAUGUCUCAUUGUCAGACGUCUUAUUGAAAGACAAGAACUGGAACCAAUUCUUAUCCAGGGAAUCGUACCCUUAUGUUCUUCCCAGUACGAAAGAGUUUUUAAUACCACUAGACUUCCUGGUGUUGAAACGGACAAGAUUCAGCACCUCUUAGAUUCAAACCACAUCGUUGUUUAUCAUAAGGGACGAUUUUUCAAAGUUGUGAUAUACAAAGGAAGGAUAUUAAAGCCAUGUGAAAUUCAAAUACAAAUGCAACAAAUUUUGAACGAUGAAACUGAACCUCAGAAAGGUGAAGAGAAGUUAGCAGCGCUUACAGCUUCAGAAAGAACUUCCUGGGCCAAUGCCCGAAGGCAUUUCUUCAGCCGAGGAAUUAAUAAACAGUCACUAGAUUUAAUUGAAAAGGCCGCUUUUGUGGUUGCCUUGGAUGAUGAAGAUUAUGUAUAUGACCCGAAAGAUCCAAGUAAACUGGAUAAAUAUGGGAAAACACUUCUUCAUGGUAAAGGAUACGAUAGGUGGUUUGAUAAGUCUUUCACGUUAUGCAUUGGAAAGAAUGGCAGAAUUGGAUUCAAUGCAGAGCAUUCAUGGGGUGAUGCUGCUAUCAUGUCUCACAUGUGGGAGGAAGUUAUUUACGACGAUGUCCUUCAGGCGCGAUACGACGAAAAAGGAAACUGUCUUGGCACACCGGAACUUACACCACCUACCCCUUCCCGUCUUCAGUGGGAUAUUCGGUAUGAAUGUCAAGAGGCCAUUAAUAAUGCUUUAAUCACUGCCAAGAGUCUUAUUGCAGACUUAGACCUAAGAAUUUAUGUUCACGAUCAUUAUGGCAAAGGUUUUAUGAAAAAAUGUAGGGUCAGUCCAGAUGCUUAUAUCCAGAUGAGCUUACAGUUAGCAUAUUAUAGAGAUGCUGGAAAAUUCAGUUUAACAUACGAGGCUAGCAUGACUAGGCUGUUUAGGGAAGGAAGAACUGAAACUGUUCGACCUUGUUCUAUAGAAGCGGAAGCCUGGGUCAAAUCUAUGGAGAAUCCCAAGUUUACCAGCCAAGAAAGGAUCAAUCUUUUAAGAAAGGCGUGCCAGCAUCAUCAGCUGUUAUACCAGGACGCCAUGUGUGGCAAAGGUAUCGAUAGGCAUUUGUUCUGUUUGUAUGUUGUUUCAAAAUACUUGGAAGUGGACUCUCCAUUCUUGAAGGAAGUGCUUAGCGAACCAUGGAGAUUGUCGACUUCCCAGACGCCACAUGGUCAAACUAGUCGAAUGGAUUUGGAAAAGAAUCCGGAGUGCAUAUCAGCAGGAGGUGGCUUCGGACCAGUAGCGGAUGAUGGUUAUGGUGUUUCCUACAUCAUUGCUGGAGAAAAUCUUUUGUUCUUCCAUGUUUCCAAUAAGAGAAGUAGUAAACAGACGGAUUGUCAUCGUUUUGCUAGAAAUAUCGAAAAAGCUCUGGCAGAUAUGAGGAGAUUAUUUGAAGAUCAUUCGUUGGGAAAUGGCAAGGCAUAAAGUAAAACUCGUUAUACUAGUAAAUAUAUUAAUUUGUAAAAUAAUAAUAUAAAAAAAGGCUGAUGUUCCACAACCAUUUCUAAGUACAAAUGCAAAUUAAAAAUAACUAUUUAACCAAAUUUAUAAUGGCAGAUAGGUAGAUAUCGACCAUCUACUGUUAGUGCCUUAGCUUUUUCCUUUUAAAAACAUAAUGAAACAAACAUCUAUAGGAAUGUCAGCUAUGAUUCAAUACAUAGUAUAUGGAGUGGUGUUUUUAUAUGGAAAUGGAUGUUUUAUAAUUGUGACCUGCUCUACUCAAAAAUAUUUGUACAUAUCUUGACAUAUUAUUGAUAUUUAAGUGGAGGACGUUUUUAAAAAAAAAA
Agrilus planipennis (emerald ash borer) is the source of this 3003-nucleotide messenger RNA. It is a transcript of the gene whd, whose product is annotated as carnitine O-palmitoyltransferase 1, liver isoform. Gene Ontology annotation, biological process: carnitine metabolic process; fatty acid metabolic process. The record is from RefSeq and is a predicted model, not a curated record. Gene Ontology annotation, molecular function: carnitine O-palmitoyltransferase activity. Bases 323 to 2641 code for a protein of 772 amino acids. NCBI's taxonomy places the organism in Eukaryota, Metazoa, Arthropoda, Insecta, Coleoptera, Buprestidae. The transcript has 13 exons. Gene Ontology annotation, cellular component: mitochondrion.